AUGUUUUGUGUUUUGAUUGAUGAAUCUGGUGACGUUGCUGGUAAAGAAAUUUUUGUUGUUGUUAUUUGCUAUGUUAAUAGUGAAGUUUUGGUAAAAGAAAGUUUUCUUGGAAUUGUAAUUGUUAAAGAAACAAGUGCUAAGUCACUUAAGGAGGAACUUGAGAAGUUGUUGUAUAUUAAUGGCUUUCAUUUAUCUAGUAUUAGUGGCCAAAGGUAUGAUGGAGCUAGUAAUAUACAAGGAUGUAUAAAUGAUUUGAGUGAAUUGGUACAAAAGCGAGGGCAAGAUCUUUUGAAUGUUUUGUCACUUGUCAAUGCUACCAAACAAGAAUUACAAGAAAUGAGGAAUGAUGGAUGGGAAGAAGCUAUAUCCAACGUUAUGGAAAUUUGUAAUAAUCAUGAUAUUGAUGUGCCUGAUAUGAAUGCACCUGUUUUAGAUUUGCAAGUGCAUGAGCUUUAUGCUAGGUUUGAUGAAGAGAAUACUGAACUCUUACAAUGUGUUUCAUGUUUGAGUCCCUCAUCGCCAUUUUCAGCUUUUGAUGUGAAAAAAUUAUUGAGGAUUGUUGAACUUUAUCCAAAUAAUUUUGUAGAUGUGACGAAAGUGGUGGUGUGA
Messenger RNA from Vicia villosa (hairy vetch), 609 nucleotides. RefSeq lists its product as uncharacterized. NCBI's taxonomy places the organism in Eukaryota, Viridiplantae, Streptophyta, Magnoliopsida, Fabales, Fabaceae. The transcript has 3 exons. The coding region runs from base 1 to 609 and encodes 202 amino acids. The record is from RefSeq and is a predicted model, not a curated record.